AUGACAGCCAGAGAAAAGGGUGGAAAUGUUGUGACCCUACAAUUGGAAGAGCAAAAGUUGGAUAAUUUGGCAUCUGGGUACCAUUCUUGGGCUGAUUUGAUUUUACCCAUUUCGAGAAAUCUGCCUUUGAAUGAUGGGUUGUGGUUUGAAGUUCAGAAUUCAACUGAUACGGAGUUGAAGGAGUUCAAGAUUCCACAAAAUGCGUAUAGGGCUGUGUUGGAGGUGUAUGUUUCAUUUCAUGAGAAUGAUGAAGUUUGGUAUUCAAAUCUUCCUAAUGAGUACAUAGCUGCAAACAACCUUAGCGGUACACCUGGAAAUGGGCCUUUUAGGGAGGUUGUGGUCAGUCUAGAUGGUGAGGUUGUUGGUGCAGUCUGGCCUUUUACUGUGAUUUUCACUGGAGGGAUCAAUCCUCUUUUGUGGAGACCCAUUACUGCAAUUGGCUCAUACGAUCUUCCGACUUAUGAUAUUGAAAUUACACCAUUUUUAGGGAAGAUAUUAGAUAGGGAGAGCCACAAGUUUGGGUUUAAUGUUACAAAUGCCUUAAAUGUUUGGUACAUUGAUGCAAAUUUGCAUCUGUGGUUGGAUAAACAGAGCACAAAAACUGAAGGAAAGCUUUUGAAACAUAGUAGCUUGCCCGUUGUUGUUUCCCUGGUUUCAUAUUUCAAGGGUUUAAAUGGCACAUUUUUGACAAGGACAAGCAGGUCCGUGUCAUCAACUGGAUGGGUGAAGUCUUCCUAUGGGAAUAUCACAACCCGUUCAAUUCAAGACUUCUAUUACAGUAAUUCAAUGGUCCUGGGGAAAGAUGGUAAUAUGCAGAUAGUCAACCAGAAGAUCAUUUUCAAUGACUCAGUUCAUAUUAAGCUGCCAUCCUCCUAUGUUCACUCACUGACAUCACACAAAACAUUUCCACUUUAUUUGUACACUGACUUCUUAGAACGAGGAAAUGGAACUUAUUUAUUGAUUACAAGUGUGGACUUGGGAUUUAUUGAGAAGAAGUCUGGUUUGGGAUUCUCGAACAGCUCUCUCAGAAAUCUGCAGAAUGCUGAGGGCAAUAUGGUUGUGAAAAACAAUUUGGUUGUGAGUGGAUUGGGGAGCACACAGCAAGUCUACGCAUACGAUGGUGGCAAAUUCUGUUACUUCAGAAAUAUAAGCAGCUCAAACUACACAAUACUCUAUGACAAGGUGGGGAGCAAAUGCAACAAAAAAUCGUUGUCUAAUUUGGAUUUUGGCUUAAGCAGACUGUGGCCUUUUGGUGCUCGAAUUUCUGGCCUUUUGGUGAGAACAAUUACCAAAGUCUAGCUCGUUCAUAUUCAUGCAUCUUCCUGUUUGGUGGUACCUCAAAUAAAUAUGUAAGUAUUAUGUACUCAAUUUCAUUUUGUGGGGGUUCUAGAUUGUAGUUAAGGUAUCUGCAUUAAAAGUGAUUCUGGUUUUA
Prunus avium (sweet cherry) is the source of this 1432-nucleotide messenger RNA. Lineage: Eukaryota; Viridiplantae; Streptophyta; Magnoliopsida; Rosales; Rosaceae. The record is from RefSeq and is a predicted model, not a curated record.